CGAGACGGCCGAGCCUCCGAGCCGCCCAGAACAACCGGAAGUCUGUGAGACGGAGCGGGAGCGUGCGUCGAAGGCCCGUUUCCGGUUUUGUCGCGCGCUUCGAGCCUCGGGCGGUCCACGGGGAGGGUCCCUCGGCCAGGACACAUGGAUGCCCACCCACCGAGCCUCAUGGUAGGAGUCUAACUGCCUCCAUUUCCUCACUUGUCCUGUGAGGGCCCCUACCUUUUCCUCUGGGAACCUACCCUCCACUGGCCCCUUGUGGCCCUUGCCAGGCUCAGGCAUGCCCACCCUCAAGGGAGUGAGCAAAACCCUGCCCAGAUUGGGGCCUGCUGGAGGCCCUUACGGGGGGGGGGGGGGGGGGGGGGGGGAGGUUUGUAGAUCACCAUGAUCUGGCUCCCUCCUCCUCCUCCAUACUGCCCCUCCCCUUGAUUUUUAGAGCCAAAGGGGCCUGGUGACUGUCUCACCCAAUCAUGUGCCUGAGACACACCAUGAGGUGGAGCCAGAAUGAGGCUGGCACCCAGGGUUCCCUGGGGUGCUGGUGUAUGUCUUUUCAGGAGGCUGUGACGUUUGGUGAUGUGGCCGUACACUUCUCGAGGGAGGAGUGGCAGUGUCUGGACCCUGGCCAGAGGGCCCUCUACAAGGAGGUAAUGCUGGAGAACCACAGCAGUGUGGCUGGACUAGCAGGGUUCCUGGUCUUCAAGCCUGAGCUGAUCUCCCGGCUGGAACAAGGGCAGGAGCCAUGGGUCCUUGACCUGAAGGGAGUCGAGGGGAGAGAGGGGGCAAGAACCUUCCUUACAGAUUCUGCAGUUGGGAUUGCAGGUGAGCAGGCCUGUGAGGACAUGGAUGUUCUAAAAUCAGAACCCUAUGUGGCGAUGGUCAGAAGCCCCCCACAGGGCUUUCCUCAGAGUUCUAGCUUUAGAGACACCUCUGAUUCUGAGGUCUGGUCAGAGAGUAAGCCAAGCUCCCUCCUCCAGAAAAACCGCUUGAACACAGGGACUGUGGCUCCCAGGAAGACCUUUGCCAAGGAGGGUGUCCAGGGAUGUGGCGAGCUGGAGAGCAGUGGCGACCUGGGUUGUCAGCCUGGCAAAAGUCAGGGAGGUGCUGCCGAAGGGACAGUCCGAAGAUGUGACAUGUGUGGCACAAGUUUCAGAUCUACUUCAGACAUUGCUCUGCAUCAAGAAAUUAAUACACAGAAGAAACCUAACAGAUGUCCAGAGUGCAAAAAAAAAUUACCUGAUUGUUUACAGGGGAAACACGGAAGUAACUGCCAUGGAGAGAAGCCGUAUGAAUGUGAGGAGUGUGGGAAAGUCUUCAGGUUGUGCUCACAGCUUAAUCAGCAUCAGAGAAUCCACACUGGAGAAAAGCCAUUCAAAUGCAUCGAGUGUGGAAAAGCCUUUCGUCUGAGCUCAAAACUUAUUCAGCAUCAAAGAAUUCAUACUGGAGAGAAGCCCUACAGGUGUGAGGAGUGCGGAAAGGCCUUUGGUCAGAGCUCCAGCCUAAUCCACCACCAGAGGGUCCACACGGGGGAGAGGCCCUAUGGCUGUCGAGAGUGUGGGAAGGCCUUCAGCCAGCAGUCCCAGCUGGUCAGACACCAGAGGACCCACACUGGAGAGAGGCCCUACCAGUGCCAGGAGUGUGGGAAGGCCUUCAGCCAGAGCUCAACCCUGGCUCAGCACCAGCGGAUGCACGCUGGGGACAAACCUCAACUUCCAAGGAACCCAGAUGGCCCCAGCCUUGUUGCACAUCAGAGAAUCCACCCUACAGAGAAACCAUUUAAGUGUGACGAGUGUGGAAAGGCCUUCAGGUGGGUGUCUCGCCUUAGUCAGCACCAGCUGACCCACACUGGAGAGAAACCUUAUAAAUGCAACAAGUGUGCAAAAGCCUUUGGUUGUAGCUCACGGCUUAUUCGCCACCAGAGAACUCACACUGGAGAAAAACCAUUUAAGUGUGAGGAAUGUGGGAAAGGCUUUGUCCAGGGCUCACACCUAAUUCAGCACCAGAGAAUUCACACUGGAGAGAAGCCCUACGAGUGUAGUGACUGUGGAAAAGCCUUCAGCCAGAGCUCAAGCCUCAUUUACCAUCAGAGAAUCCAUAAGGGAGAGAAGCCCUACGAGUGCCUCGAAUGUGGAAAAGCUUUCAGUAUGAGCACACAGCUCACGAUACAUCAAAGGGUCCACACUGGGGAGAGACCCUACAAGUGUACUGAGUGCGGGAAAGCCUUCAGUCAAAACUCAACCCUUUUCCAGCACCAGAUAAUCCAUGCAGGAGUGAAGCCCUACGGAUGUAGCGAGUGUGGGAAAGCCUUCAGUCGGAGCUCCUAUCUUAUCGAGCAUCAGAGGAUCCACACCCGGGCCCAGUGGUAUCAUGAGUACGGGAAUACCUUGGAAGCUUCUACCCACGUGAGCCGUAAAAAGGUCAAUACUGUAAAGAAACUGCAUAAAUGUAAUGAAUGUGAGAAAAUAUUCAGGUGGCGCUCACAUCUCAUUAUACAUCAGAGAAUUCACACCGGAGAGAAACCUUACAAAUGUAACGAAUGCGGCAAAGCUUUUAAUCGGAGCUCAAGGCUUACUCAGCAUCAGAAAAUUCACAUGGGAUAGACUACUUAUCUUUAUAAAUGUGCAUAAAUGUGAAUAAACCUACAGCCUUAACUUUA
Messenger RNA from Callorhinus ursinus (northern fur seal), 2653 nucleotides. It is a transcript of the gene ZNF7, whose product is annotated as zinc finger protein 7. Gene Ontology annotation, molecular function: DNA-binding transcription factor activity, RNA polymerase II-specific; RNA polymerase II cis-regulatory region sequence-specific DNA binding. Gene Ontology annotation, biological process: regulation of DNA-templated transcription. Lineage: Eukaryota; Metazoa; Chordata; Mammalia; Carnivora; Otariidae. The record is from RefSeq and is a predicted model, not a curated record.